Zychaea mexicana is the source of this 960-nucleotide messenger RNA. RefSeq lists its product as uncharacterized. The transcript has 3 exons. Lineage: Eukaryota; Fungi; Mucoromycota; Mucoromycetes; Mucorales; Lichtheimiaceae. The record is from RefSeq and is a predicted model, not a curated record. Bases 1 to 960 code for a protein of 319 amino acids.
AUGAGCAAUAUCCUUUACUAUGCUCUGCCGCAACAACAGCAGCAAAAACCAGCCAUUGACGAAGGCGGACAACUUGUCCUGCUUAUUCGACAACACCUGGACAUUGUAAAGACGCGAUUGGAGCGACAUCAAGAUAUCAAUGCAGAUAUCAUCUUAAUUCAACCUACAUACUCUACUUUAUCGGUCAUCGGUAACAGAUUGACACAUUUGGAGCUGAUAUCUCAAUCACUUAUCGGUGUAGCGGGUCACCGUAAUACCAUUCAAUAUGUCGUCCUUAACGAGAUUGAAAAUCUCAUCUCAUAUACUCAAUAUAUCGCUUCAUCCAACGAUUGGCCCGCUUCUACCUCUCAGCUACCGCGCCUCAGACACAUGAUAUUGCUAGAUGCUACACACUAUCGUUACGAUCGCGAUGAUAUCCUGACUGUGCUCAACGACGAGCAUUGUCCCGAGCUGGUCGAGCUAAAAACGAUUACAAAAGAAAGCAGCAACGGUCCCUUUUUACUUGUAGAAGAGGGUGACGACGAGGACGACGAGGAUCUAAACGUAUCAACAAUACCUGCAGACAAAGAAGCCGGGUUAGGACUCUAUCGUUUGGUAAUUCAUAACAUCCAUUCAGCGAGGGCCUUACGCUCACGCCUGGAAAAGAGCAGCAAUUUGCUUCACACCAUGUCGCUAACCUUGGGUCCAAUAAUCAAAAAUUAUACAGCUGCUGCCAUUGACUGGGAACCGCUCUCCGCAUUUACAAUGCACAAACUGUCCACCUUCCAUAUAUCCAAAGAUUGUCUGCCAUUUUACGAACAUUUACCAGCAAUUUUACGCUGUUUUCCGGCCCUCAAAUCACUCUACCUGGAAAAGGCUACAAUAGAAGAUCCACAACCAACAGACGAUUUUAUUAGACUCCAUUCCUUUUCUAAGCAAGCUCUCAAGAUUGGAACUGCAUUUUAUGGAUGUACGGGUUGA